UGGGGCCCCAACGGCCGUCCGGCGGGGGCGGGGCCUGUCAUGGCCGCCUCUGGAGUCAAUUCUAGGAACCCUGAGGAUGAACUGACCCUUUUAUUCACUAUUCCACAUCGAGCUGCAAACCCAUCAGAUGGAACCACGUGAUCAUUGUGGCCGCCAGCUGACCCCACAGCCACCUUGUGCCUCCCUUGGACCCACCCAGGAAUUUCUGAGCCUUCUUUAUGGAGCCUGUUCGCGACGGGGUAGCCUCGCCGGCAGCUCCUGGGACCGGGAAAUCCAAGAUAGCGGUGACGCUCCUCUGGCGUCUGCCCUGGCCCGGGCUUCCUUCAGCAGCUCCUCAGAGCGGUCCAGCAGCCACGGCCCUGGCUUCGCAAGCCUUAAUUGCAGAGACGGAGCUGGUGUCUGGUCUCCCCUUGUGUCAAAUAAAUACCAGUGGCUGCAGAUUGACCUUGGAGAAAGAAUGGAGGUCACAGCUGUGGCCACCCAGGGAGGAUACGGGAGCUCCGACUGGGUGACCAGCUACCUCCUGAUGUUCAGCGAUGGCGGGAGGAACUGGAAGCAAUAUCGACGAGAGGAAAGCAUCUGGGCGCUGGCAAUCACCAUUUUACUGGCUUUAGAAAUUUGACUAGAUACCUCAUAUAAGUGGAAUCAUAUAAUUUUUGUUCUUUUGUAACUAGCUUAUUUCACUUAAUGUUUUCAAGGGUCAUCCAUUCGGUGGCAUGUGUCAGAAUUUCCUUCAUUUUAAGGCUGAAUAAUAUUCCACUGUAUGUAUAUCCCAGAUUUUUUUAAUCCAUUCAUCUGUUGGUAGAUAUUUGGAUUGUUUCCACCUUUUGGCUAUGGUGGAUAAUGUUGCUGUGAACAUGAGUGUACAGAUAUCUCCUUGAGACACUUCUUUCAACUUUUUUGGAUAUAUACCCAGAAGUGAAAUUGCUGGAUCAUAUGGUAAUUCUAUUUUUAAUUUUUUGAAGAACUGCCAUAACGGUCUUGCAAGUGGCUGCACUGUUUUACAUUCCUACCAGCAGUGCACGAAGUUUCCUAUAUAUCCUUGCCGACACAUCUUAUUUUCCAUUAAAAAAAAAUAUAUAGCCAAUCUAAAGGGAGUGAAGUAGUAUCUUACUAUGGUUUUGAUUUGUAUUUCCCUAACAAACAUCUUUUUCUGUGCUUAUUGGGCAUUUGUGUAUCUUCUUUAGAUAAAUGUUUAUUGCAGUACUUUGUGCAUUUUAAAAUCAGAUUGAUUUUUUUGUUGUUGAGAUGUACAAAGUUCUUUAUAUAUUCUGGAUGUGAACCCCUUAUCAUAUAUAUGAUUUGCAAAUAUUUUCUCUUGUUCCAUUGGUUGCCUUUUUCACUCU
Balaenoptera ricei (Rice's whale) is the source of this 1346-nucleotide messenger RNA. Its product is annotated as contactin-associated protein-like 3. Bases 128 to 622 code for a protein of 164 amino acids. The transcript has 6 exons. The record is from RefSeq and is a predicted model, not a curated record. NCBI's taxonomy places the organism in Eukaryota, Metazoa, Chordata, Mammalia, Artiodactyla, Balaenopteridae.